Molecule: messenger RNA, 1818 nt
Organism: Betta splendens (Siamese fighting fish)
Lineage: Eukaryota; Metazoa; Chordata; Actinopteri; Anabantiformes; Osphronemidae
Gene: rae1
Product: ribonucleic acid export 1
Exons: 13
Coding region: 187-1293 (368 amino acids)
Biological process (GO): RNA export from nucleus; transcription-dependent tethering of RNA polymerase II gene DNA at nuclear periphery
Cellular component (GO): nuclear pore
Molecular function (GO): RNA binding; ubiquitin binding
Source: RefSeq, a predicted model, not a curated record
CUUUUUGUGUAGCGCUGCCUCCAAGCGGCACCCAUGUAGAACUGCUUUCCUCCUGCGGCGGCUAUUACGUCACUAAACCGCGACAAACCGAGGGACAAGCGCCACAUUUUUGGCAUUUUCAGCGUUACCGCUUUAGCUACCGAUUAACAAAUCUGGGGUGUACACUGGGCGAAAGGUUGAUGCACAAUGAGUUUAUUCGGUGCGACCACUGGGUUCGGUACAGGAGGGACUGGUGUGUUCGGAAGCACAACGACAGACAGCCAUAAUCCCAUGAAGGACGUUGAAGUGACUUCACCUCCAGAUGACAGCAUCAGUUGCCUGGCUUUCAGUCCACCCACCAUGCCAGGGAACUUCCUCAUUGGAGGGUCCUGGGCCAAUGAUGUCCGGUGCUGGGAGGUGCAGGAUAAUGGACAGACUGUACCCAAAGCCCAGCAGAUGCACACAGGUCCAGUGCUGGAUGCAUGCUGGAGUGAUGAUGGGAGUAAAGUCUUCACUGCUUCCUGUGACAAGACGGCCAAGAUGUGGGAUCUCAACAGCAAUCAAGCAAUGCAGAUCGCACAGCAUGAUGGUCCAAUCAAAGCUAUCCACUGGAUAAAAGCCCCUAACUACAGCUGUGUCAUGACUGGUAGCUGGGAUAAAACGCUUAAGUUCUGGGACACUCGAUCUCCCAAUCCAAUGAUGUCAUUGCAGAUGCCAGAGAGAUGCUACUGUGCAGAUGUUGUGUACCCGAUGGCAGUGGUUGCCACAGCCGAGAGAGGCCUGAUAGUGUACCAGUUGGAGAACCAACCCUCUGAGUUUCGCAGAAUAGACUCUCCUCUGAAACAUCAGCAUCGCUGUGUUGCCAUAUUCAAGGACAAACAGAACAAGCCCACUGGCUUUGCACUGGGAAGCAUUGAGGGCAGAGUGGCCAUCCACUAUAUCAACCCUCCAAACCCAGCCAAAGACAACUUUACCUUCAAGUGCCAUAGGUCUAAUGGAACCAACACAACCACUCCUCAAGACAUAUAUGCUGUGAAUGCUAUCUCCUUCCAUCCUGUCCAUGGCACACUGGCGACUGUUGGGUCAGAUGGGCGCUUCAGUUUUUGGGACAAAGAUGCCCGCACCAAGUUGAAGACUUCAGAGCAGUUAGACCAGCCGAUCACAGCCUGUUGCUUCAACCACAAUGGCAACAUUUUUGCUUAUGCUUCCAGUUACGACUGGUCAAAGGGCCAUGAGUACUACAACCCCCAGAAAAAGAACUACAUCUUUCUGAGGAAUGCCGCUGAGGAACUGAAGCCUCGGAACAAGAAAUGAUUCAUCGUGCCAAGUCACAUCUCUUGUGGGGGAAUGCAGAAGACCUGCUGCUUUAGUGUGUAUACUCUCGAGACAGACUCCUUCCUUUGGACAAACACCUGGACCAAUGCCACAGUGCUUCGUGUACUGUGCAUGGACUAAUAUGAGGGGCCUACCUGGGCUUGGUUCCAGCUGAAUGACAGUUGGUCUUCAUAGGAGAGGGCUUUACUUGUCACUGAUAUUGAUAUUUUGUUAUGUGUCCAUAUCCUCUUUUUUUAUGAGUUCCCAAAGACUGCUUGUUCUCCUCUGAUUUGCUGUUAUUCUGGGUUUUGGCUUCAUUACUGGAUGUAAAAUAAAUCAGUGCAUACUUACAGGUUUUAACAUUUUUCCAACUUGAAGGAGUGAAAUCGCUGUAAUUUGUUUAUUGAAGGUUUGUGGGACCUUAUUGUGCAUGUAAAACGAUGACCCUACGUUUCACCUGUAAGUCUCUCCACCAUGAGGGUCAAUGACAUCGGAACUGUCACUAAAUCCAAACGAUAAACUGAA